AUGGAUGAGGAAAACAUGACGAAAAGCGAGGAGCAGCAACCUCUGAGUUUGCAAAAAGCCUUGCAGCAGUGCGAGUUGGUCCAAAACAUGAUAGACCUGAGCAUCUCCAACCUGGAAGGGCUUAGGACCAAAUGUGCCACCUCCAACGACCUCACACAAAAAGAGAUCCGGACCCUGGAGAGCAAGCUGGUGAAGUACUUCAGCCGUCAGCUGUCCUGCAAAAAGAAGGUGGCCCUUCAGGAGCGCAACGCUGAGCUGGACGGCUUCCCCCAGCUCCGGCACUGGUUCCGGAUCGUCGAUGUGCGCAAGGAAGUCUUGGAGGAAAUCACCCCCGGCCAGCUGAGUCUGGAGGACCUCUUAGAGAUGACAGAUGAGCAGGUGUGUGAGACCGUGGAGAAAUACGGAGCCAACCGGGAGGAGUGCGCCCGUCUCAAUGCCUCCCUGUCCUGCCUCCGGAAUGUCCACAUGUCAGGAGGCAACCUUUCCAAACAAGACUGGACCAUCCAGUGGCCCACCACGGAAACAGGGAAGGAGAACAACCCUGUGUGCCCCCCGGAGCCCACCCCGUGGAUCCGCACGCACCUCCCCCAGAGCCCCAGGGUCCAGACCAAGUGUGUCCAGCGCUACUGUCAUGCCAGCCCCUCGCCCGGGGCCCCCGUGUACACUCAUGUGGACAGGCUCAGCGUGGAUGCCUACCCGGGUCUGUGCCCGCCACCACCACUGGAGUCAGGCCACCGUUCCCUACCCCCAUCGCCCCGGCAGCGGCACGCUGUCCGCACCCCACCGCGCACCCCCAAUAUCGUCACCACCGUGACCCCACCUGGUACACCACCCAUGAGGAGGAAGAACAAGCUGAAGCCCCCGGGGACCCCACCGCCCUCCUCCCGGAAGCUGAUCCACUUGAUUCCAGGUUUCACGGCCCUGCAUCGAAGCAAGUCCCAUGAAUUUCAGCUGGGUCACCGUGUGGAUGAGGCCCACACACCCAAAGCCAAGAAGAAAAGCAAGCCCUUGAACCUCAAGAUUCACAGCAGCGUGGGCAGCUGCGAGAACAUUCCCUCUCAGCAGCGCUCCCCCCUCCUGUCGGAGCGCUCCCUCCGCUCCUUCUUUGUGGGACAUGCACCUUUCCUGCCCUCCACCCCUCCUGUCCACACCGAGGCCAACUUCUCUGCAAACACACUGUCCGUGCCACGCUGGUCCCCGCAGAUCCCUCGCAGAGACCUCGGCAACUCCAUCAAGCACAGGUUUUCCACCAAGUACUGGAUGUCUCAGACGUGCACCGUCUGUGGGAAAGGAAUGCUUUUUGGCCUCAAGUGUAAAAAUUGCAAAUUAAAGUGCCACAACAAAUGCACCAAAGAAGCCCCUCCCUGUCAUCUCCUGAUCAUCCACCGAGGGGAUCCAGCAAGGUUAGUCCGAACAGAGUCCGUCCCGUGUGACAUCAACAACCCUCUACGAAAGCCACCCCGGUAUUCGGACCUGCACAUCAGCCAGACGCUCCCUAAAACCAACAAAAUCAGCAAGGACCACAUCCCUGUCCCUUACCAGCCAGACUCUAGCAGCAAUCCCUCAUCCACAACGUCCUCCACGCCUUCCUCGCCAGCACCCCCCCUCCCUCCCAGCGCCACACCGCCUUCUCCCCUGCACCCUUCCCCUCAGUGCACGAGGCAGCAGAAGAACUUCAACCUGCCAGCGUCCCACUACUACAAAUACAAGCAGCAGUUCAUCUUCCCAGAUGUGGUGCCGGUGCCAGAGACACCGACCCGGGCGCCCCAGGUCAUCCUGCAUCCAGUGACCUCGAAUCCAAUCUUGGAAGGAAAUCCAUUACUUCAAAUUGAAGUGGAGCCAACCUCAGAGAAUGAAGAGGGCCAUGAUGAGGCCGAAGAGUCAGAGGACGACUUCGAGGAGAUGAACUUGUCCUUGCUCUCAGCCCGGAGCUUCCCGCGCAAGGCCAGCCAGACCAGCAUCUUCCUGCAGGAGUGGGACAUCCCUUUUGAGCAACUGGAGGUCGGCGAGCUCAUCGGCAAGGGCCGCUUCGGGCAGGUGUACCACGGCCGCUGGCAUGGCGAGGUGGCCAUCCGGCUGAUUGACAUCGAGAGGGAUAACGAGGAGCAGCUCAAGGCCUUCAAGCGGGAGGUGAUGGCCUACAGGCAGACACGCCAUGAGAACGUGGUGCUCUUCAUGGGCGCCUGCAUGAGCCCGCCCCACCUGGCCAUCAUCACCAGCCUGUGUAAGGGACGGACGCUCUAUUCUGUGGUGAGGGACGCCAAAAUCGUCUUGGAUGUCAACAAAACGAGGCAGAUUGCUCAAGAAAUUGUGAAGGGUAUGGGCUACCUCCAUGCAAAGGGGAUCCUUCACAAGGACCUCAAGUCAAAGAAUGUCUUCUAUGACAACGGCAAAGUGGUGAUCACAGACUUCGGGCUCUUCAGCAUUUCCGGGGUGCUGCAGGCCGGCAGGCGGGAGGACAAGCUUCGCAUCCAGAAUGGCUGGCUCUGCCACCUGGCACCAGAGAUCAUCCGUCAGCUGUCUCCCGACACAGAAGAGGACAAACUCCCCUUCUCUAAGCACUCAGACGUCUUUGCACUCGGCACAAUUUGGUAUGAACUCCACGCCAGGGAGUGGCCUUUCAAGACCCAACCAGCAGAGGCAAUAAUCUGGCAAAUGGGCACAGGCAUGAAACCCAACCUCAGCCAGAUCGGCAUGGGAAAAGAAAUCUCGGACAUUCUUCUCUUUUGCUGGGCUUUUGAACAAGAAGAAAGACCUACCUUCACUAAGCUCAUGGACAUGCUGGAGAAACUGCCAAAGCGGAACCGCCGCCUGUCUCACCCCGGACAUUUCUGGAAGUCUGCAGAGUAG
This is a messenger RNA of Odobenus rosmarus divergens (Pacific walrus), 2850 nucleotides long. RefSeq names its product kinase suppressor of ras 2 (gene KSR2). Gene Ontology annotation, molecular function: ATP binding; protein kinase activity. NCBI's taxonomy places the organism in Eukaryota, Metazoa, Chordata, Mammalia, Carnivora, Odobenidae. The record is from RefSeq and is a predicted model, not a curated record. The transcript is spliced from 19 exons. Bases 1 to 2850 code for a protein of 949 amino acids. Gene Ontology annotation, biological process: protein phosphorylation.